UAGGCGCUAUUUUCAUGUCAGCUGGGGUAAAGAGCGGUUCUGUUAGCUUCCAGGGGACAGCACUGCCUCAUCCCUGCAUAAGCCAAAAAGCCUCGGAGCCAAGGAUCCUCUCCCUCAACUUCAUCAGUUCGCCUGAUGUGGACGGAUCUGUGAAUUAUUUUACACGUGACCAUGACAAGUUAUGAUCGGUCAAUCAAUGGGGCAAGGGGGAUGUCCAUCCAGGUGUCGCGUAUAUUAUUAUACUUUGCGGCGUCCACGGGCUGUUGAACAGUUUCGCCCGAUUUCUUAACAGAACGCCUGGUGGCUGCUCAUAUCAGUUGCCUUCUUUCUUUCCAUUCGAUUCAAUAUGUUUGUUCAUAGUCCAUACGUUCUAACAUUCGCCUUCCUGCUAUUUGCACCGGCCACAGGCAGCAGCAUUCUUGUUGCAUGGUAUACAUUCACAAAACGGAGAUAUGUGUUACCAUUGCUUGCCUCUUUCAGUUUCCUCCUAGUUGCGAUAUCAGCUCUACCAGUCAUAUGUUUGAGUUUCAGUAAUGUUUCUUCUAGCAUCAGGUUUGAGGCAACCGCCUUGUGGUGCGUAACGUUCGCAGCUGCACUGACAGCUGGAAUCGAUACGUACUUCUUCGUUUGGUCCGUACGAACCCGUAUUAUAUCAGUGAGCAAGGCGAUGUCGAUUAUCGCAUUAUUUAUCCUUCUCGAUCUUGCCAGCUUCAUUGGCAUCAUUGUAGUAGUGGUCUUAGAGAAACCGGUCACACCAUGUGUCCAAGCAAUCUCACUUGGACUGACUAUUCAAGGUUGUGUUGGCCAUAUCUUCCGUUUGCUGGCGGUACGCAUACAGAAGGUUACAAUAGAUACAUGCCUCUUUGGUUUUAUGUCAAUUCUAAUUACGUUCUUCUUGGUAAAAUUACAAGAUGAUUACCUGCGUAUCGAAUAUAGGGACGAUUAUCUCCAUCUCCAAUAUCGGGACUUUUUUGUUCUUUGGACAUACCCUAUAUCCUACCAUACCCUCGCAUUCUAUCUCAUGGUGACUGCACGCGUCUUCCGUCCAAAAAUCAAUAAGGCACGUCAAUCAGCGAAAUCAAAGCCGAGCUCUUACUUUGAACCUGAAAUCCCUCCUGAACCACUUGCUUCUGCGCGGAGUUUUGACAACCCCCCGACAGAGACAGAGGUGGAGGGUAGAGUACAUGAUAAAUUGAGUGAUGGAUCAAACAAGCAGGAUCUCGAGAUGUCGCGACUAUCUUCUGAGGGUUUUAAGAUUACAGAGGCUCGCCGAAAAGCUGAGGGCAUGAAUUCUCAUCAGUCUAGUCAAGAAGAGAUUGGUAUGUCACCAUCCGAUCCUGAGCUUCCCGUAAAACCACCCGCUACUGUACGAAGUUUUGACAGCUCUGCAACAGCUGUUGAUGUGGUGGAGGAUAAGCCAGAGGAUACACUGGAGGACAGCAUGAUAAAGUCGGCCAUCGACAUAACUCAGCCAUUGCCUGAAAAUCUCGAGCUCUCUGAGGCUCAUCAAAGGGACGGGGACAUGGAGCAUCCACAAUGGGACUAUGAAGGAGAGGAGUAUCCUCAAGUCCCAAAUACAAGUCGUGCUAGUUCUGUAAACGGCAUGGAGGUUGGAUUGCUUAAUAGUGUCCAGGGUGACUAUGAUCAGCUAGAUAGAACUAUAGCACGUCUUUAGUGGUACCGACACCUAAAGGGUUAGGGUGAAGGUGUAGCUUUGUGCCCAGAUCUCUUCGAUACGGUGGAAAAGCAUCAUUGUAGAGCUGAUUCGAUAUAAAUUGAGCUGAUUUGGAAAUUACGCGCUUAUCAGCUUCACCACGCCACACCGCUUUAGGUAGCUGCGUUGCUUCCACUAUUUCCAGCAUGAGCUGCAACUAAGAUCGACGUGCUUACCGAAUACGUAGUCUAGAAGAACCAGGAAAUGUCAGAAACUGAAUCAUGAGGUGGUAGGUUGACAUACUUAUUGCUGCCUUCCGCCGGUGUUAGCAUUUGUGACCCUCGAAAGUCGGAACUUGAUUUAAGAUGUGCGACUAUACUCAAGUUAAAUAUAGUUGUGGUCACCUACGAUACACAGUCAAAGCAUGGUGUACUAGAUAUCAAGAAACACACAAACGCUGUCCAGCAAACGUGGUCGCAAUUGAGUAUCGGCUGGAUGAGAAAUGCGGUGAUUGUAGAGAUACCUCAACUAUGAAAGGAGCUGGAUCUUUCAAAGGGAGCGUUAGGGCAGUAUACCCUUAAGUCUGGGACUUGGAGAAUAUUUCGUUGAAAAAGCAGAAUGCCUUAUUCUGGUUUCCUUGCAUAACAAAAGUAAACAUAUUGAAAUAAAG
Molecule: messenger RNA, 2324 nt
Organism: Verruconis gallopava
Lineage: Eukaryota; Fungi; Ascomycota; Dothideomycetes; Venturiales; Sympoventuriaceae
Exons: 8
Coding region: 347-1675 (442 amino acids)
Source: RefSeq, a predicted model, not a curated record